ACGAACCCUGAUUUGACAUCAAUGGAGAUGAGACGGUGGUUGGUGGUAGGAAUAUUCCUUCAUAAUGUAUUGAUCCCACCAGUAAGAGAAAAAAUUAACAAAGUAAUGCCAGAGUACUAUAAGAGGAUGGCAAAGCGUCAUCAACUAGACAGGCAGACGUUUGGUCAGCACAAGGAAAGACUCGGAGGGGUGAAAGUAAACUAUGAGAGUAUUAAUAAUAACAAGGAUAUCGAAUGUCCAAACCCGAGCUCUCAGUAUGACUACAGGGUUAAAGAUCCAGUAUCUCUGGCUAAACUGUUCAUGGAGCCUCGUAUGGCGAAAUUUAGCGCCUUUGAUGAUGAAUUUGAGGCUUCGGCUACUCUGGCUGUUCUUGCGGGUGUCGAAGAAUUUGAAAGAAAUGUCCGUAGUGUGGCAAGAAGCUUGAACGCUGUGGUGCGGGUACCGUGGGCUCAUCCCAUCUUCCGCGUUUGGACGGAGAAGAAAUAUGAGGACUGCUUCCGGACCAUGAAAUUGCUGGUACAAAAGUUUUUUCAAAGUGAGGAUCAAAAGGGAAUACUGGUUAAACUAGAGUUUUGGAAAACUCAAGGCCUUAAAAUCUGUCUUGGUAACCCAUUGGACGAUGUCCUUUACAACAACCUACGAAAGGAAGUGGAAGCACUAAGGGACAUGUUAACAAAGUACCAAGAAACAACGGGUGUAGAGACUAAAAUAAUAUGCCAGACUCUUGAUUUGUUCAGACGUGAGGUUCAUGAAGCCUUUAUCAAACUCCGAGAUAAACAAUCAUGCCUUGAGCAAGGUUGCCUGGAAAUGGAAAGAGGACUGAAAGAGUACCUAAGGUCAGAAAUGCAAAAGUUUGAACAACGAUUCUCGCGUUUUGAAAAUAGUGUCCACGAGCGGAUCGAUGGAGUUGAUGGUAAAAUUGCAAAACUUUCUGAGAGGGUGGAAAGGGAAACUGCAGGAACCAUCAGUAAUGUACAAUUCGGAAAGGAAAGUAGUUCGGACUUAAGCUGCAUCAGACAAUUCACACAAGAAGAGAAACACCUCCAACCUAACAAGGAGCUGGCCUCUGCUACGCAAAGUCGUGAGCUUGAUCAACCACUAGCCCUAGACGAGCUGGAUACUGUAAAAAAGAACAAACCAAAAGGAAGAAAGAAAAGAAACCAAGCAAAAUCGUGAGCAACAGCACUUUAGGAGAAAGGAAACUGUUGCAAAAAUCCGCAUAGACGGAACUUCAAUUUUUCCUCACUUUAUUGCUGUCCGAUACAAAACAGCAACGCGAGAUGACCAUAUUUCGAAACCCCUCGCACAAAUUAUAGAGGUUUCUGCUUGGACCUCAACCACGCCUUAGUUGUAAUAUUUGUGAAGGAACGGAACACGAAUCUCACAAAUGAACCUUGCAAACCUUAAGAAUUGAACCUUGCUAACCUUAAGAAAUCAACACUGCGAACGUUCAUGUUAUUUUUUAAUUAGGCAUAGCAUGAAGCCGAAUACUGUUUCUCUUAUCAAAGGGCGUAUUUAUUGACACAUGCAUAGCUUUACUAUACCAGAACUGAGUUUAAGCCUUCGAGAUAAGUUGUUGUCCACGAGUACGGAUAGGUUUUUUCGACGAGCUAGAGCCUUGGAAUCUUGUAAAUCUAAUUCUAGGAGG
Messenger RNA from Pocillopora damicornis (cauliflower coral), 1648 nucleotides. RefSeq lists its product as uncharacterized. Lineage: Eukaryota; Metazoa; Cnidaria; Anthozoa; Scleractinia; Pocilloporidae. The record is from RefSeq and is a predicted model, not a curated record.